Loxodonta africana (African savanna elephant) is the source of this 562-nucleotide messenger RNA. RefSeq names its product thymosin beta-4-like. The coding region runs from base 67 to 201 and encodes 44 amino acids. Gene Ontology annotation, molecular function: actin monomer binding. Gene Ontology annotation, cellular component: cytoplasm. Gene Ontology annotation, biological process: actin filament organization; regulation of cell migration. The transcript is spliced from 3 exons. NCBI's taxonomy places the organism in Eukaryota, Metazoa, Chordata, Mammalia, Proboscidea, Elephantidae. The record is from RefSeq and is a predicted model, not a curated record.
UCGGCGGCGGUUCCACUGCACAUUCGGACUCCUCUCCCUCGCGCCUAGUUCGCUUCCUCCGCAACCAUGUCUGACAAACCGGAUAUGGCUGAGAUUGAAAAAUUCGAUAAAUCGAAAUUGAAGAAGACAGAAACGCAAGAGAAAAAUCCACUGCCUUCAAAAGAAACAAUCGAACAGGAGAAGCAAGCUGGUGAUUCAUAAUGAGGUGGCACCGCCAGUAAGCACUGUACAUUCCACAAGCUUUGCCUUAUUUUCGUUUUAGCUGCUUAACUUUGUAAGGUGCAAAGAGAUUGGAUCAAGUUAAAAUGGCUGCACUGCCUCCUUUUCACACCAAAGAAUUGAGAACUACUGACAAGGAAAGCAGCACCUGCCUCUCCCAUCACAGGGACUGAAGAGAACUUUCAUGCUGAAGAAAAGAAGUUGGGUGGGAGGACAGUGAUUAUAUAAAUGCAAAGCUACAGGCUAUACAUGUGUUUUAAUCAGAGUGUCACUCUUUUGUUUAAAUGAUUUUAUUGGAACUCAGAUUUUUAAAAUAUGCAAAUAAAAGGUUUUAAAACCUGGA